AUUUUCUUCAUUCACCAUCCUAGAGGCACACCACCCCAUCGCAUUGUAAAACGGACAGAUAUAGGGAGUAGAGACUAGAGAGUCACCUCUUCCCUUAGAAAACACAAAUAAAGCAAACAAAAGGUGAAAAAAAAAAAUCCAAAUUCCCAUCCUUUUUUCUUUCUAUAAUCAUCAUCCUUCAAAAAAUCCCAAUCAACAAUCCAUUUUUUCAAACCCCUUGGAUGAUAUACCAGAUACCCACUUCCUUACUCUUGAACUUGAUCUGAAAUUUGCUGUUUUUGGUUCAGAAAACCUGUAGGUCUGCUUAUUUAUUGAUAGAUGCAGAUGGGAUUUCAGGCAUUCUGGGUCUUCCUGAUAUGUAAUUUUCAUCUGUGUGUUAUAUCACCUCGAUCUGUAAUGAUCAUGUAUUGUAGAAUGAAGAUAAAUUUGUUAAAUUUGUGGUUCUGCUUUGUUAUUUCUGGAUACCCUUUUUCUUCUUUUUGUUGCCUGAUCGAGUGUGCUUGUCAAUUGGAUUAUCUGAUGAUGAUUUUCCCGAUCUGGGUAUGGGGAAAGGAUAGUUUUUUCCUCCAUUUUUCCCAGGUUGUUUGAGCACAUGUGCUCAGAGUAAUAGAUAUCCCCUGUUUUUGGGGUGUGAGGGGUGGAUAUUGAUUCUGCUUGGUUGGUUCAUUUUGAUCGGGUCAAUCUGACCUUGCUGUGUGGAAAUGGGUUUACAUGAACAACAGUGUCGCUUCUGAUAUGGAAAUUCUUCUCUCUGGGUUUCUUUUGAGUGUGGAAUAUCCCUUUCAUGGGGGAGUAGUAUUCUUCUCUUCAAAGCUUUCUUCUUCCUGUGCAACUUCAAAAUUCCCACGUUUAUUCCAUUCUUUCUAUGUUUCCUGUUUCUCUGGCCUAUAAUUUCUGCCCAUCUUUGCAAUUCGUAUCGUCUAAGCUGUGUUUGUUUUUGGUUUUGGCAAAGAAUAACCAAAUGAUCUAACCAAAAAUGUGUUUGGUUUCUAUAACAUUGGAUUCUUUAGUAAAAUGAAUAGAUUGUUGAAUGAUCAUCUCAGCAUAUCAUUUUUUGUUUUUGGUGCAAAACAGUUUUCUCUUUGGGACACAAGGAGUUUUGAUGUAUAUAUGUUUUCAUCUGUAGGUUUGAGACUUGAAGUUUGCUGAUCAAAAUUUGCAUAUAAGGUAGAUAUUUUGCAUGAGGUUCUCAGUAACUAAUAAGUUGAAGUUUAGGCU
Rubroshorea leprosula is the source of this 1218-nucleotide messenger RNA. The record is from the annotation of a GenBank genome assembly. NCBI's taxonomy places the organism in Eukaryota, Viridiplantae, Streptophyta, Magnoliopsida, Malvales, Dipterocarpaceae.